This is a messenger RNA of Zasmidium cellare ATCC 36951, 1623 nucleotides long. RefSeq lists its product as uncharacterized. NCBI's taxonomy places the organism in Eukaryota, Fungi, Ascomycota, Dothideomycetes, Mycosphaerellales, Mycosphaerellaceae. Bases 1 to 1623 code for a protein of 540 amino acids. The record is from RefSeq and is a predicted model, not a curated record. Gene Ontology annotation, molecular function: carbohydrate:proton symporter activity. Gene Ontology annotation, biological process: carbohydrate transport; transmembrane transport. Gene Ontology annotation, cellular component: membrane. The transcript has 3 exons.
AUGGCAGGCGCCGGCUACCGCCUCCUCUCGCGCAUCGUGCGCAACGAUGCCAUGAAAGUCGACCCUCCCGAAAUCUACAAUCUUCGGGUCUUCCUCCUCGCCUGUGCCUCAUGUUUCGGCGGGACGCUGUUUGGCAUGGAUAUCGGCAUCAUCGGCGGCGUCAUCACCCUUCCCACCUUCGAAACCGCCUUUGGGUACUCCAAACUCGGCAAGGCGAAUGCAAAACUCGCCGACGCAAAUCUCAGCGCCAACAUCGUCUCCGUCAUGCAGUGUGGUGCUUUUCUCGGUGCACUCGUCGCAAACCCAUGCUCAGACCGCUGGGGCCGGAAACCUGGCUUGCUUGGUGCGGCUCUAUUUGCUGCGUUGGGAGGAAUGAUGCAAGCGGCGAGUUCAGGGAAUCUCGGGUGUUUGUAUGCAGGCCGGUUCGUGGAGGGGCUCGGACUGGGUGCUGCGACGAUGUUGACGCCAACGUAUAUCUCCGAGAAUGCACCACGAGCGACGAGGGGGAUGUUGGUGGGACUGUAUCAGCUGUUCGAGACCAUGGGGGCCAUGUUGGCGUUCUGGAUUAACUACGGCUCUCAACUGCAUAUCAAGGGCAAUGGUCAGUGGCAGGUUCCGCUGGCGAUGCAGUGUCUUCCGCCGACGCUGCUGUUCAUCGGCAUGCUCCUCUGUAAUGAGUCGCCCAGAUGGCUUGCGAGGACGGACCGCUGGGAGGAGUCUUCGAGGACGUUGGCGCAUGUGAGGAAGCUGCCCGAAGAUCAUCCAUAUGUUCAAGCAGAGAUGCUGGAGAUGCAGAGACAGUUGGAAGAAGAGUUGAACAGCGUCAACGGAGGCAAGGGUUUCUGGCCGAUCGUGAAGGAGAUGUGGACUGUGCCGAGCAAUCGCAAGCGGGCAAUCCUAUCGAUCGUGUUGAUGAUAUGCCAGCAGAUGACAGGAACCAACGCAAUCAACUACUACGCCCCUACGAUCUUCACAAACCUAGGCAUAACCGGCAACUCCAACUCCCUUUUCGCCACCGGAAUCUACGGCAUCGUGAAAAUGGUCGCCUGCGGCCUCUUCCUCAUCUUCCUCGCAGACACCCUCGGCCGCCGCUGGUCCUUCGUCUGGACCGGCAUUGCCAUGGCCAUCGCCAUGUUCUACCUAGGCUUCUACGUCCGCUUCGACCCACCUGUCACUGGAGAACCCGUCUCUCCAGCAGGAUACGUCGCCCUCGUUAUGGUGUACCUCUUCGCGGCCUUCUUCCAAUUCGGCUGGGGCCCCGUCUGCUGGAUCUACGUCUCGGAGAUCCCCACCUCCCGCCUGCGAGGUCUGAACGUCGCUCUCGCAGCCGCAACGCAAUGGCUCUUCAACCUCGUCGUCGCCCGCGCUACGCCCGUCAUGCUUGUUACAGUCGGGAAUCAUGGCUACGGAACGUACUUUAUCUUUGGUAGCUUCUGCGUGUGCAUGGUGCUUAUUGCGUGGUUCUUUGUGCCAGAGACGAAGGGCAUUAGUUUGGAGAGGAUGGAUGAGCUGUUUGGCGGGGUGGACUUUGGGGAUAUUGAGGAUGUUGGGCAAGCGGCGCGGACGGGGGUUUUGGAGAAGGGGAAAUUGGAGGGGGAAAGUGUUCAGGUUGAGAAGGUAUGA